Nelumbo nucifera (sacred lotus) is the source of this 1776-nucleotide messenger RNA. Its product is annotated as protein CANDIDATE G PROTEIN-COUPLED RECEPTOR 7-like. Gene Ontology annotation, biological process: transport. The record is from RefSeq and is a predicted model, not a curated record. Gene Ontology annotation, cellular component: membrane; Golgi apparatus. Lineage: Eukaryota; Viridiplantae; Streptophyta; Magnoliopsida; Proteales; Nelumbonaceae.
CAGUCCACUGUCUGACAUAGUGUCAUCCUCUUUCUUAACGGAGCAACGAAGCAAAGUACUCUCCACCGCCACCACCAGGCACCAGCAUCGGCACGGCACCACCACGGCGUGGCAGCAAAAUUAAGGACUCAAAUCUUCUCUUCUUCCCUUUGUAUGAAAUUUACACCAUGGACAGAAGUCUCUAUUCCAUCUUCCUCUCCUUUACGUUCCUAUCUCUGUUUCUUCAUUUCUCCUCUGCAGAGAUAAAAAACCUGAAGAUCAAUGCUGACUCUCGCUCCAUGAUCCUUCUCGAGAAGUUCGGCUUCACCCACACUGGUCACGUCAACGUCUCCGUCAACGAUGUCUCCUACUCGUCUUCUCUAUCCCAACCCGACCCUUCUCGCCUCGGCUUCUUCCUCCUCUCCGAAGAGGCCCUCAUCCAAGUCCUCCUGGAAGCCGAGCAGAACUCUAAUUUCUGUGUCCUCGACAGCCACUAUAUCAUCUCUCUCUUUACUUUCAAGGACCUCUUACCGCCUAAGCACAUCUCCUUCAACAAUUCGUACCCAGUCACCGAACCUAAUGAGUACAGUCUCUUCUUCUCUAACUGCGCACCGAAAAGCCAGGUGACCAUGACAGUACGUACCGAGAUGUACAACGUCGACAACGGCGUCAAAGACUACCUCCCCGCAGGUCAGACCCAACUUCCCAUGCUUUAUUUCUUGUUCUCGCUGUCCUACUUAGCCUUCUUAGGGUUUUGGAUCUACUUCUGCUACACGAAUCGUCUCUCUGCUCACCGGAUCCAUCUAUUGAUGGCUGGUUUGCUCCUAAUGAAAGCCCUGAAUUUGAUCUGCGCUGCUGAGGAUAAGCAUUAUAUCAAGGUCACUGGGACUCCUCACGGUUGGGAUGUUCUGUUCUAUUUGUUCCAGUUUCUUAGGGUUGUCUUACUUUUCACGGUCAUAGUCUUGAUCGGGACAGGGUGGUCGUUCUUGAAGCCGUUCUUACAAGAAAGAGAGAAGAAGGUCUUGAUGAUUGUGAUCCCACUUCAGGUUCUUGCCAAUUUGGCUUCUAUUGUGAUUGAGGAGACGGGGCCUUUUAUUAAAGAUUGGGUAACUUGGAAUCAAGUGUUUUUGUUGGUUGAUAUCAUCUGUUGUUGCGCAAUUAUCUUCCCAAUUGUGUGGUCGAUCAGGUCACUGAGGGAGACCUCUAAGACAGAUGGGAAGGCUGCAAAGAAUUUGGCCAAGUUGACACUUUUCCGGCAGUUUUAUAUGGUUGUAAUUGGAUAUUUAUAUUUCACGAGAAUUGUUGUGUUUGCACUCAGAACAAUUGCUGCUUACAAGUACCAAUGGGUAAGCAAUGCGGCUGAGGAGAUUGCAAGUCUUGUUUUUUACUUGGUAAUGUUUUAUAUGUUUCGGCCAGUUAAAAGGAAUGAAUACUUCGUUCUCAAUGAGGAAGAAGAAGAAGCCGCAGAGGCUGCUCUUAGGGACGAAGAAUUUGAGCUCUGAAGUGGGGUUUGAACUUUUGAUCCGUGGGGAGGAUUUCGUGGUCCGUCGUUUAUCUUUUACUCCUCUCACUAUAACAUUUUGAGAAUUCACCGACAGAUUUAUGAGUAGAUUUGUUGGGUGCUGCUGCUCCCAUUUAGUCUCCUUUUUCCUGUAAUAAGAACAAUACCUUUUCAAGUUUUGUGGUCUGGCUUGACUCUUGAGGCUAUAGGAAUUUCGGAUGUAAUUGAUAGGUGUGCUACUGAAGUACAAAGUAAGUAUUUGCAUUUUACUCUUAUAUUGCUUCUCAUUUUCCUAA